Brenthis ino (lesser marbled fritillary) is the source of this 2079-nucleotide messenger RNA. NCBI's taxonomy places the organism in Eukaryota, Metazoa, Arthropoda, Insecta, Lepidoptera, Nymphalidae. The record is from the annotation of a GenBank genome assembly.
AUGGAUAGCAAUGAGCGCGUUAACGAAAUAAUAGUCGAGGAGACAUCUGCGAGUUGUGAGUACGAGUAUUAUGAGAGAAUGAGAAAUAGUGAGCAGACGAGUAAUAGUGAAAAUGUUGAGAUUAUGUAUGGGAAUAUGGAGAAUGACAUGUACAGUGAUAUAUCAAGGCCGCCUAAGAGAGAUAGGCCUGUAGACGAGGAGGAAAUAUGGACGAACGUCACUAGACGAGGUAAACGGAUGGCUCGGGAGCACCGGGACAUUGAGUCUACUAGGAUUACGAAAGAUAAUAUAGAAGUAAAUAUUACGAGUAAAUCAUCGGAGAAAAUACCGAAACAGUUUAAAUUAGCGAAAAUAUUAAAAGCAGAAAAUAUACAAGAUAUUACGAAAGUUAAAUUUAUUAGUGCAUAUAAGGUUAUAAUACGUUUUAGCAACGAAGACAGUGCAGACAAGUUAAUGGAGUCAAAAUAUUUCCAAGAAAAUGGAUUUAAAUGCCAAAAGACUUUAGAUAUCAAAGAAACGUUUGGAGUGAUAAAAAAUAUUGAUUUAGAUUCAACGGAAGAAGAAAUAUUGGAAAGUUUAAGAUGUGAAAUGGAUAUAAUAGCAGUUAAAAGAUUAAAACGACGAAACAGUGUUAAUGGCCAAUGGGAACCGUCAGAGGUUGUGAGAAUUUGUUUUAAGGGUUCUUCAUUGCCUUCAAAGGAAGGAGACAAAGAGGAAGAAAUUUCGAGUGGACAUAUAAAUAAAGAAACAGACAGUUGUGCUAUAGAAAGGGAGACGACAUAUGCAGAAAUACUAAAGAAGCCAGAAAAAAAGAAACGCUCAAAGUCGAAGAAACCUAUGAAUAGUAAAAAGGCAAACGAUAAAGAUAAAGCAGUACAAGACGAGAGUUUUGAUUUUUUCUCAGAGAGCGAAUCUGACAAUUCUCAAAAAAUAGAGGAAGAAAACGCUAGACAAGACAAGAAUAAAAUUACUAUUCUCAGUGAAACAUGGUUAGUUCCUGAACAUACUUUUAGAAUUAAUGGCUAUAGUAUUUUUAGAGCAGAUCGCAUUGAUGGUUAUGGAGGAACUGCUAUAUUAACUCAUAAGUCCAUAAAGGCAACUUUAUGUAAUCUGACUUCUACAAAUACCGAAAUACAAGCUGUACAUGUAAGACUGCUAAAUUGUGCUGAGAUAGAAAACAUAAUUUCCAUAUACUGCCCAUCAUCAGUGCGCACAUCAAAAAAUGAUUGGGAUUAUUUUUUUUCUUUAUUCAAUCACAAAACGAUAAUAGCAGGAGAUUUUAAUGGGCAUCAUCCUAAUUGGUCAUCCAAAGAAGAUACGAGAGGAAAUCAAAUUUUUGAUUCCAUAUUAGAAAAUAAUUUUAUCACGAUAAAUGAUGGAACAGAUACACGAAUUAAAUUAGUCAAUGGUGUAAUUCAAAAAACUUCUCCUGAUUUGACUAGUGUUAGUACAGAUUUGGCUUUUAAAUUCAAAUGGGAAGUUAUAAACGAAAAUUUAGGCAGUGAUCAUAUGUUAAUUAAAGUAAGUACUGAAAUUGAAUGCCCAAGAAGGUAUACUAAGAGAAGAAAUUACAAAAAGGCAAACUGGCCGUCAUAUAUGAAUAAAAUUGAAUCAGAUCUUGUGAACUUUACUCUUCCUUCAGAUCCGCAAACAGCGUAUAACAAAUUUAUAGGCCUUGUUAAUAUGGCAGCAGAUAAAUACAUACCAAUUGUUAAAGUUUGUGAAAAUCCUCUUCAUCAACAAAAAUUUAAACCAAAGUCGUACUGGGAACCAAACUUAUCACAUACAGUCGCACAGAGACGGCUUGCUUUGGCUUUGUUUAGACGAAACCCAACACCGCAAAAUCUCGAUAAGUUGCAGAAUAAAAUAAGUAUAGCUCAGAGAGAUAUACGGCGGAGUAGUUGCAAAUCGUUUCAAGAAUUUUGUAGUAAAGUCGACAAUGUAACAAAUGCAGUUGAUAUGUGGGCACAAAUGAAGUGGGUUAAAGAUAAUUUACAACGUGCACAAGUUAGAACUGGAACUGGUAGACUGGUUCAGAGUCACUUUAGUGGUUAUUUUGUAUGGAUGGCAGGUUUGAAA